This is a messenger RNA of Anopheles darlingi, 5490 nucleotides long. Its product is annotated as phospholipid-transporting ATPase IF. Gene Ontology annotation, molecular function: magnesium ion binding; ATP binding; ATPase-coupled intramembrane lipid carrier activity. Lineage: Eukaryota; Metazoa; Arthropoda; Insecta; Diptera; Culicidae. Gene Ontology annotation, biological process: phospholipid translocation. The transcript is spliced from 6 exons. Bases 925 to 4875 code for a protein of 1316 amino acids. Gene Ontology annotation, cellular component: endoplasmic reticulum; trans-Golgi network; plasma membrane. The record is from RefSeq and is a predicted model, not a curated record.
UUAUCCACCAGUCAUCCCUCGUUUGCGUUGUGCCUUGGUGGUGGUGGUGGGAGGGAGUUGUUGUGUCCUUUUGUUUCUUUUUUUUUCGUUGUUGUUUGAAAACCGAAAGAAAGUGUAGCCGUGUACUAGCUCAAUCAACAGCAACAACCAUCAACACCCUGCCAAAGCUCCUCUACCUCCGCCAGAACGUACUACGUUGGCUUAAAGUGAGGCACUGUUAGAGUGCGUGCGUGUGUGUGUGUGAGCCGGUGUAAUUUUUGUGAUCUGACGGUGAUCCUAACAAAGAACAAAUCAAAUUGUCUAUGCGAGAGGGAUACUUCCGUUUCCGCGCGAACGAGCUACCUAGUAGUGAUAAUCGUUGCUAGUAGUAGUCAUACCAUCCUUCUGCUUACGGCUUACGGCGUUUGCUACCAAAAGGCCCUCUGGUUUCGGCACUGGAUAUGCUUUGAUGGGUAGUAGUUGGAACCGGAAGUGAGCCGUGCGAUCUAAUGGUGCUAGCCUGUGACUAGCGGCGUGCAUCCUAAGCUCUUAUCUGUUUCCUUGAGGGUGGGGUUUCCACAGUGUAUCUCUACCUCGACGGCACGAUAAAAAGCGAUCGCGGUCGCAGCCCGCAGUGUUCGAUGAUGUAAGAGAAUCCAACGCAGGCGGCGAGACCAUUCUCAACAGUAGCCCGUGUGUCAGGUCAGGUCGCGAACGCAAACGGCACACGUACACCGGGGGUGGGGCCCUUGGCAUACAAGGGAUGUGAGAAAUCAAAGUCGCGCCCGGUGCCCGAUCUGCGAGCUCUCUCUCGCGCCGUUUUGACACCUCUCCUCCUCCGUCCGGGUUUGCCCAUUUCUGCUACUGCCACCCGCUCGCAUAAUACACAACACAACACAACAGUGCAACAAGCAAAAAAGGGUCGUUUGGCAAACCCGGCAAAAGAUGACUGCCACCGGUGGCGAGGAGGAGCCGGAGGACGCCGGCACUCAACCGAGGCAGUCGUGCUGCUGCUGCAGCUGGUUGCUCUGUCGUUGCGCCAAGGGUAACCGGGUGUCGCAGGAUGGCGACACCAUGACGGUGCCGGUCGGUGGGUACAGCGAGACGACGACGAAAAACGCGAACCGGGUUAAAUCCACCCGUUACUCGCUGCUAACCUUUCUACCGCUGAACCUAAUCGAACAGUUUCUCCGACCGGCGAACGCAUACUUCCUGACGAUGUCGCUGAUAUCGCUCGUGAUCGACAGUCCGGUGUCGCCCCUUACCUCCCUCAUGCCGCUGGCAUUCGUCGUCGUGCUGACCGCGGCCAAGCAAGGGUAUGAGGACAUUCUGCGCUCGCUCACCGAUCGCGUUGUCAAUCGUUCGCCGGUGGCGGUGGUACGCGAAGGGCAAAGGCUUGAGAUAGAGUCCCAGCACAUCCGGCUUGGUGACAUCGUCGAGCUGGCGCGCGAUUGCGAUAUUCCGUGCGAUUUGGCACUGCUAAGAAGCUCGGACCCGAGUGGACGGUGCUACGUCACCACCGCCAAUCUGGACGGCGAGACGAACCUGAAGACGAUGUGCGUACCGCGCGGGCUACCGAAGCUGCCGGUCGAGCAGCUGCACGGGCUCGGUACGAUCGAGUACGAGCCGCCCAACACGAACCUGUACAGCUUCAAUGGGCGUAUCGAUCUGGCUGGGGGUGAGCAUGCGGCGACCGGUAGCAUUAGCAGCGGCAGUGGUGGUGCUGGUGCUGGUGCCUGCGUACCGCUCAGCGCCGAGAACGUCCUGUUGCGCGGUUCCCGCAUCAAAAACACGGAAUGGGCGAUCGGGUGCGCCAUCUACAUCGGUCCGCACACCAAGCUCGCGCUGAACAGCAAGACGCGCAAGCGGAAGAUCAGCUCGAGCGAGCGCUACAUCAACCGGUACCUGGUGUUCUAUCUGAUACUGCUGCUGGCCAUGGUGCUGGUUAGCUUCUUCCUGAAGCGGUACAACGACCGCUACCGGCAGGAGCACAACGUGUACCUUGGCGAGAUCGUAAGCAACUACCAGGUGGCCCAGUUCCUGCAGGACCUGUUCGCGUACCUCGUGCUGUACAACUACCUGAUACCGAUCUCGCUGUACGUGACGAUCGAGAUGGCCAAGUUUCUCGGCGGUUUCUUCAUGGAGUGGGACCGCCAGAUGUACGAUCCGGACACCGAUCAGCCCUUCCUCGUCAACACGUCCGACAUUAACGAGGAGCUUGGUCAGGUGUCGAUUCUUUUCUCGGACAAAACCGGCACACUGACGAAGAACGAGAUGGUGUUCCAGCAGUGCUCGAUCAAUGGGCGGCGCUACAUGCAGGUUGGCCGGGGUUUGCGCGCCUUCGGUCGUCAACACGAGACCCUGAUCAAGCACCUCUCGGCUCAGGUGUAUGCGUUCUUCGAGGCACUAGCUAUCUGCCAUACGGUGCAGGUGGUAGACGCGGCUACGGGCACUCAGGACCCACAGGAACCCGGCGCAGACGGCGAGGAGGAAUCCAUCAUGCGCCAUUUUCGGCUCGCCGCGGACUAUACGGAUGAGGGGACUGCAACGCCGGAGCGCGGAGCGGUCCGGUUGGCGGUGGUACGUGAAUCGCCCAACACCAGCAGCAGUACCGAUGCUAGCCAGGGUUCACCACCGAACCAGCCACCAGUUACCGGUACGCUGCAGGAGCAGCAGCCCAAGUUCGACAUCUCAUCCAGCACCGUCAUUGGGACCAGCUCAUCGUCCGCCAUUGAGCUGAAGCGGGCCUUUUCGGCGAACGACGAGGGAAAAUCGACCCACUCGGCCACCAAAGGGCACCGUCGGACGGUGUCGCACAUACCGACCAGCGUUAAUCGGCCGACCAGCUACCAGAUGGCCGUGACCGGUCCGGGUACGGUGUCCGCCUCGAACUCGCUGCGCCGCCAGCGCAGCAUAAUGUCCCGCAGCUCGGUGCGGGAGUCGUACGCCGCACCGGCGUACAACGAGCGUACGCGCAUCGAGCGACAGGAGUCGACGGCACAGCGCAGCCAGCCGCCUGACUCGUUUGUCUGCAAGUACGACUACCAGGCAUCGAGCCCGGACGAGAAGGCACUGGUGGAAGCGUGUGCCCGCGUCGGACUCAUCUACACCGGUGAUACGGACGAGCGGCUGACCAUCGCGCGUGAUUAUGCGGGCUGCGAGCAAGCGAACCUGAUUUCGCCGGUCGAAUCGAUCGUACAGUUUGAGCGGUUGGCCGUGCUGGAGUUUACCAGCGACCGUAAGCGAAUGAGCGUGAUCGUCGCUGAUCCGAGCGGCCAGAAGUGGCUGUACACCAAGGGUGCGGAGAGCCACGUGUUGCCGCUGUGCGAAUCGGGCCCGCUGAUCGCCACAACGCAGGGCCACGUCGAUGAGUUCGCCAAGUGUGGGCUGCGCACGCUGGCCGUCGCCCGGCGCCAGCUGACCAACGACGAGUACGAGCAGUUUCGCGCCGAGCUGAACGAGGCGAGCAGCUCGCUGGUUGACCGGGGCACCAAGAUCGAGGCGUGCCAGCGCAAGAUCGAAUCUCGCUUGGAGCUGCUGGGCGCAACGGCGGUCGAGGAUGCGCUGCAGGACGACAUCCGCGACACGCUCGAGUCGCUGCGUGACGCCGGCAUCAAGGUGUGGGUGCUGACCGGGGACAAGGUCGAGACGGCGCUCAACAUCGCGCUCAGCUGCGGCCACAUCCCGGAGUCCACCGAACGGUACUUCAUCACCGACUGCAGCACGCAGGGCCAGCUGCUGGAGCACCUGAACACGCUGUCGGUCGAAAUGCUGCGGCUGCCGGAUGAACCGUUCUCGCUGCUCAUCGACGGCACUAGCCUGGCGGUGGCACUCGAAAGCACGGCCGAACGGUUCCGUGACGUGAGCAUGCGGUGCCGGGCGGUGCUCUGCUGCCGGUUGAGCCCGCUGCAAAAGUGCCAGGUGGUGCAGCUGAUCAAGACGGCCAAGGAGCGCCCGAUCACUGCCGCCAUCGGGGACGGUGCGAACGACGUCUCGAUGAUACAGGAGGCGCACGUCGGGCUCGGUAUUGUCGGGCGGGAGGGUCGGCAGGCGGCCGCCUGCGCCGAUUACGCGUUCGCCAAGUUCUGCAUGGUGAAGCGGUUGCUGUUCGUGCACGGCCAUUACAGCAGCGCCCGGCUGACCACGCUGGUGCAGUACUUCUUCUACAAAAACCUCGUCUUCAUGGGCAUCCAGCUGAUGUUUCAGAUACACAGCAUGUUCUCCACCCAGUCCGUCUUCGAUUCGGUCUUCCUUACGCUCUACAAUGUGGUCUACACGGCGGUACCGGUCCUGAUCACAGCGAUCACCGAGCAGCCCUAUCCCGAAGAAACGCUAACACAGCGCCCGGAGCUUUACCAGAAGGUGGCCGGUAACAAGCAGUACGGGUGGCAGCACUUUCUCGCCUGGACGCUACAGGGCAUCUAUCACUUUCUGGUGAUCUUCUACUUUAACUACGCGAUCUGGCAGAUCAACGAGGCGAUCUACGUUAACUGGCCCGGCCUGUCCAGCUUCGCCUGCUUCGGCACCAGCCUGAUGACGCACAUCGUCAUACUGGUCAACCUGAAGCUGCUGUUUGCGACCCACUACAAAACCUAUGCCUUCAUCAGCACCGUCACGCUGUCCAUCUUGGUUUACUUCCUCACCACCUACAUCUACAACCUGCUGCACAUCAGUUACGAUGGGUCGCUGCUGAACGUCUUCAAUUAUCUUCUGUCAUCGCUGACGUUUUGGCUGCUGACGCUGGCCAUACUGCCGGCCGGGCUGCUGCCCGAGCUGAUCCAGCUGGCGCUGGAAGCGAUCGGCAUCAAGUUUGGCAACAUCUUCCCGGGCGCCAAAACCUACCGCAAACGGUUCUUCGUGCGCCGCGACGAGGACGAACAAAUUACGGCGCUAUAAGCCGGCGCUAUACGCGUGUCAAUUACCAGACUCUUUUCUUUUUUUGGUUUUUUUUUGUCACUGUUAAACUAACUUAUUGAACUUAUUAGAACGCGCCCCGAACGCGGCUUGGCGCUUGUGCGAAUGAAUGGAAAUGAAAUUAUUAGCAUUAGUCAGGCCAAGGCCAGAAAGAAGAGGCUGGGGAAGUUGAUACUUAGUACAAAAAACAGGACGCAGCCGUUGUCCGUUUGCUGCCCCCAAGGUACACACUGUGUUUGAACUGACUGAGCGAUGAAUACCAAUUUAUAGUUUUUAGCUAGUAAGGAAGAGCGGAUACUGAUUGCUGACACCGUUUUCGCUUCCGCGAAGUGCAGACAUUACUACUGCUCGAGUAUUAUUGAAUUACCUCGGUAAAACGCAACCGACCGCCAGAAUGGCAAACAAUGACAAUACGGUAUUACAGCCGCGUGCGCUAAUAGCAGACAGGCUGCCUGCCAGGCAGACAGGCAGGAAGAAACUGGCCCGAAGCCAGAAACCCAGAGUUAACACGGAUAUUUUUGUUGAAUUAAUCCUCCGCGGAGUGGAGGCGCGGUUGUGACGACCUGACGAAUAAAUUACCUCUUUGUUCCUUCUUGU